Messenger RNA from Symbiodinium pilosum, 624 nucleotides. NCBI's taxonomy places the organism in Eukaryota, Dinophyceae, Suessiales, Symbiodiniaceae. The record is from the annotation of a GenBank genome assembly.
AUGUGCUGGCAGUCACAGGUGCUGCGCGAUGUUCAGCGUGGCUGGCCUGGACAGUGCGUUGGGCUUCUUCUGGUUCAAUCAACUACUAUGGACCUUUGCCGCAACUCGUGCUUGAACGAUCCAAGGUGUUCGGUGUGGCAGUUCAAUCCUGGGCAGAUGAAUGGUGGAUGUUGGCAGGGCCAGGGCCACCACUGCGAAACGCGGAACGGCUACAGUACUGUGCAAUUUUCUGGGGGGCAGAGGAUUCAGCAUGGUAGCAUCCGAGUCAUGAAGCAGAUGAGUGGUAUUGAGGUCCACGGUCUCCGCCCCAUAGGAAAGUUGGACGCCGAUGAUCAAAGCACGAACAUCGAAAGAUGCAGGAAUGUGUGCUAUUCAGACAUCCUUUGCCAGUACUGGCAGUAUGGCCAUGAUGGGUGCCGAGUGGAAGACCCCACGUAUGGCUCCGUGCAGUAUCCGUUGACCCUUGAGGGCGGAGCCAGCAAGACAACAGACUAUGCCAGGAAGGUGUUGGCAGGUGAAUUCAUCCAGCACUUGUGUCCGCCCAGAAGCUUGCAGCAGUCUCGCGCUGCACUGCGCAAGGGCCAGUCGGAUCCUUUGGGGGAGUACGCAGCAUGGAGGAUGUGA